UUUGGCUAACUUUUUCUAUUCUAUGAGUAAUAUGCCUAUGGGGAAGAAACAUCUUAGCAUCAACUCUCUGAGUUACCAAUGCGAAGACAACAACAACUGCAAGAACAAUCUCUUCUUUGGAUUGUUCGAUGACCAUGAAUCCACAAGGUUAAGAAGUGGGAGUAUGAAGAGACAGUACAGCGACAUGGGAGAUAGCUACCAUAGAGUUUACGAAGAACAAGGUGGUGAUGAUGGUGAAGAGGGUGAUGAUGAGGGAUCGAGGAUGGACAUGAGAGUCUUGAUGGUAUUAGAGUAUAUGAGGGAGCUUUACGUGGGACAACUUCAGCUGCUGAAAAAGAUGUUUCCAGGUGCAGCUAAAGGCGAGUUUCUUGGUUUCUUCAAUAAAAUCGGUGAUGCUGUGUCCCAAUUCAAACAAGACUCUCGUCCUCCUACAAAAUCAAUGACUAUGCAGAGGAGUCUCAGUACUGGUUCGCCACGUUUCACUUCUAAAGGGAUUAAUUUGGGUCCAUCAGAUCUAAGAGAUGAUAGGUUUAAAGUUACAACGGUUAAUGUUGGUGGUACUGGUGGAGCUGCUGGAGCUGGUGAUGCUGCUGGAGGAGGCAAAGGUGGCUCUGCGGCUGGCCAGGGCCAGACCAAAAAGUAGUCAGGAUUUGUGACAUGUGGUGUGGCCAUGAAUGAUCAAAUCCUAUGACACUAAGGGUUCUGCAUGACACAAGACGUUAAAAUUUGCUUAAUGAAAUAAAACGUAAAAAAAGUGUGAUUUAAGACUUUUGAGUGAACUUGGGGAUUCCUAGUUUUAAAGGUG
Molecule: messenger RNA, 805 nt
Organism: Capsella rubella
Lineage: Eukaryota; Viridiplantae; Streptophyta; Magnoliopsida; Brassicales; Brassicaceae
Exons: 1
Coding region: 23-643 (206 amino acids)
Source: RefSeq, a predicted model, not a curated record